AUGUCGACCACUCUCCCUCUCUUCUGGGACCUCUCAUCUUCCUCCAAGCCAGCUCGUAUCGAUGCCUCGGUGAAGCUGGUCUCUGCUCUUGAGCACUUUCAGGCGCAAUUCGUGCCCAAGGCGUCACCGGAAACGUCUGACGAUGAAGACGAAGACGAGGAAUCCAAGGACCACAGUUUGGAUAACCUCAAUGCGCAAGAUGUCUCGUACUCAAUACGGAGACUUGUACGCGGCCUGGCAAGUCCGCGAGAAAGCAGCAGACUUGGGUUCGCCGUUGCAUUGACGGAGCUCUUGUCGCGAAUAAAUACGGUGUCGUGCGCGCAAAUUAUCACCUUGAUAUACGACUCGUCCAGAAUGCAAGGCUCGAUGUCUGGCCAGGAGGAACGGGACAUGCAUUUUGCACGUCUGUUCGGCCUCACGGCUGUCAUCCAGUCAGGUCUCCUACUACGGGACACGCCACUUCCCACCUCCGCGUCUUCUGCUACCCUUGCUUCAAGUCUCUCUAGCUAUACCGAUGUUCUGGCGAACCUCCUAGCUCUCGCCGAGAAGAAGUCCUGGCUGCGCGAGAGCGCCUGGUGGACAGUUGGCCUUGCCGUUGAUGCACUCAACAGCUGCGAUGUCCCUUGGAAGGAGGAUGCCAUCGAAGCCACCAUCAAUAUCAUUUGCGUGCAAAGCAAGGGCUGGACUCCGGAGAAGCUAGCCUUGACAGCAAAACUGCAAAGCCAAUAUCCGUCCCGGGACUGGCGGAAGUUGCUGUCUCCUACAUUCAAGCAUCCUGACCUACUGAGCACCGGAAAUCUCUCAACAAUUGCUCGUGUCCUGAAGGAAUCUAACCCUGAUGACGAUGAGGAAACAGAUGUUCCCAAAUCGGGCGCUUGGCGACCUCAGGUUCAUUUUGUAUGGGACAUUUUGCUUGACGGCGUUCUCGCAGACCCUUCAUCUGGCCCCGCCGUCAAGGGUUCAUUCCCGGAGUUCUUCCGGAUUGUUGUCGAUGAAUCUCUAUUUGCCUCUACAUCAUCGCCCCAGCGGAAGUAUUGGGGUUUCCAAGUAUUCCAGAAGGCGCUUCCCCGUGUCAGUUCCGCCGACAUGCCCAUGCUCUUCACCAAAAAUUUCAUGCGUUCCUGGAUCAACCAUCUCUCGAACAGUGACCGAUAUCUGCACAAGGCCGCUAAGCAAGUGGCUACUGACGUGCAAGCUAUCGUAAAAAAUAAUCCCACGCUCGGGUUCACCUUAAUCUUGCAGCUGACCGGCGUUCAUGGAAGUAGACAAUUUGACAAGCUCACAAAGACCAAAACGGUCGAGUCGAUCCUGACGUCAAUGGAUAAUGCUGGGAUCCAGAACUAUAUAGACUACCUGCUCAAGCAAGCGAACGACGAGCAAAGCUCAGACUCGGAUGCGCAGACAACGAAUGCGCGGCGUGCAUGGAUCAUCGACCAGCUUGCUGCACUCGUUCGCAACGGGGCCAUCCCGAAAAGCGACGAUUGGGUACAGUCGAUCUUGGAUUGGUUUGUCGUGCACGGUUUGUUCCUCAUUGUCAAGUCGUCGGAGAAGAAUCCUAUCGGAGCUUUGCGCACUCUGUCCUCCCCUCCUUUUUCUGACGAGCUUGCGAAGAGCUGUCGGGAACGCCUCUUAAGCUGUCUGGCGGAGCUCACGGGUCAGGCUACUGUUGUCAGCGGCGGUGAUAAGGCGGUGAAAGUACCCGCUGUAGCAUCUGAUGGAGAGUUCUGGAUUCAACGGGUGCUAUGUACUAUUGGGGAGCUAGAGAAGGACACGAAGCAUGUUCGUACGCUAGAUGACGUCGACGAGGAGCAACAGCAGUUGCGUAUCAAAGCUCGUCAGACUGUCGAGCGGCUCAGGAAGGUGCCAGAUGACCAAAGAGAGGCUGCGAAGGGCGCUGAACUCUUGCUGUCGGCCACUCUUUUACACCAUUACUGCGCUGACGAUGAAGCCGACCCGGAGAGUCUAGAGAGCUGCAUUGACGGCGCUUCCCGUAUGUUCCCUGUGGAAAGCCAGAAGAGCAAAAAGAAAUCUCGCAAAUCUGCGGGUGGCUCGGAGGGGCCCACUGAAGCCGAAGCAUUAGAGCCGGUGGACGUGCUUGUGGACAACGUGAUUGGGUUCCUUGAGCAGGCGACUGCUUACAUGCGCUCGGUGGCCAAUCAGGUGUUCUCUAUGCUGUCCGGCUCUGUGCGGGAGAGCACGGUCGACCUCAUACUGACGCAACUGGAACGGAGGGAUCCCGCCGAGCUCCGGGCCGAUGAGGACGAGGACGAGGAUGAAGAUGAAGGCAUGGGAGGUGGGGAGGGCGCGUCAGACGACGAGAGUGAAGAAGAAAGUGGAAAGGACGAGUCGUCCGACGAAGAGGAAGAAGAGGAAGAUAUGGACGAGGCUGAGGCUUUAGAACUUAGGAGAAAGAUUGAGGAAGCCUUGCGUAUAAACGGAGUCGAGGCGGCGACUGGUGAUACGGAUGAUGAAUCUGAAGAGGAGUUGAUGGACGACGAGCAGAUGCUUGCUAUCGACGAACAACUGGCUGCGGCAUUCCGCGCGCGGACCACUGACAGGAAACUUGGGAAAGACAUUGACGCGCAACGGGAGGCUACCCAUUUCAAAAAUCGAGUACUAGAUCUUGUCGACAUUUUCAUCAAGAAGCAGGUCACAAAUCCCUUGGCGUUGCGGCUGAUCUUGCCCCUGGCAGAUUUAAUCGUGAACACAGGUCCCGACGAGAAGCAGCUGGCUGACAAGGCAACGGGCAUUCUUCGAUCACGCAUAGGGAAAGCAAAAGAGCUCCCGUCUGGCGUGGACAAGGCGUAUGCCGCACAGGUGCUCGAGGAACUACAUUCCCGUGCACGCAGAACACCCUCGUCCGAUGUCCUCGCGACAUUGAGCCAAUGCAGCUGGUUCUUGAGCAAGGUGCUUCAGCAUCAGGACGUGACAGAGCCAAUUCUGAAAGCAUAUCGAGAAUCGCUGCUUGACUUUGUGUCGCGCAAGGCUUCGAAAUUGAACGGUGUCUUCUUCCAGGACUUUGUGCGUCGACACACCGACGUGGCGUGGGGUCUCCGGGACGAUCUAUCGGAAGCACCCGGGAAAGCAGUCAAUGUGUACCGGCAGGUCCAGGCUUAUCAAAUACUGAACACCCUGAUCAAUCGGUUUUCUGUCACUGACGAGCAUCGCAAUGACUUCCUUGCUUGCAUCUCUCAACUGUGCCGCACACUGCACGCAACAAUAUCUGGCGCCUGCGACCCUUCGUCAACGCACACGCCUGCCAACCUCAAAGAACUUCUAAAGGUCGGGCUGACCGUAGUGCGCCAGGCGAAGCGUGUCUCAUCAUCGCCUGGGGAGUUGAAGUCUAUUUGGGAGCCAUCCGAGUGGGCCAAUCUUGCAGGGAAACUGGCUGAGACCGAUCGAUUCAGAUCAUCGACUGGAUUGCAAACGAUGUGCAAGCAGAUCGCCCAGAUGGCGGGCGGAGAGUCGACGUCGGAGAAAAAGAAAAAGGGCGAUAAGGCGUCCGACGACGUCACUGGGUCAAAACGGAAGGCUGGCGCACUGGUCGAUGGCGAAGCUCCAGUGACAGAAAAAGCGAAACGCAAAAAGGUAAAGAAAGCGUAG
Molecule: messenger RNA, 3603 nt
Organism: Fibroporia radiculosa
Lineage: Eukaryota; Fungi; Basidiomycota; Agaricomycetes; Polyporales; Fibroporiaceae
Exons: 13
Coding region: 1-3603 (1200 amino acids)
Biological process (GO): regulation of DNA-templated transcription
Cellular component (GO): nucleolus
Molecular function (GO): rDNA binding; transcription factor binding
Source: RefSeq, a predicted model, not a curated record